Cheilinus undulatus (humphead wrasse) is the source of this 1541-nucleotide messenger RNA. It is a transcript of the gene nsrp1, whose product is annotated as nuclear speckle splicing regulatory protein 1. The record is from RefSeq and is a predicted model, not a curated record. The transcript has 7 exons. Bases 50 to 1459 code for a protein of 469 amino acids. NCBI's taxonomy places the organism in Eukaryota, Metazoa, Chordata, Actinopteri, Labriformes, Labridae. Gene Ontology annotation, biological process: regulation of alternative mRNA splicing, via spliceosome.
AAAAUACUGUGUCGAAUCUGCCGGGGGUGUUCACAGUUAGUAAAGCAAGAUGGCGGCCCCUGCAAAACAGUAUGGGCUGAUCUUGCCUCAGAAGAAAGGAGCAUCAAAGUCUGGAGUGCUCCAAAAACCAUCUGUGUUUGGGGAUGAUUCAGAUGAUGAGACAUCUGUUGGGGAGAGUCUGCAGAGAGAAGCUGUUAAAAAGAAGAUGAUGAAGCAGACACGUUUGGAGAUGCAGAAAGCCCUGGAAGAGGACAGCACUGUUUAUGAUUACGAUGCUGUGUAUGAUGACAUCCAAAAGCAGAGACUUGAGAGCAAUAAGAAACUUCUACAUGGUGCUGACAAAAGGCCAAAAUAUAUCCACCAGUUGAUGAAAGCUGUUGAAGAUCGGAAGAAAGAACAGGAACGGAGGGAAGAGAGGAAGAUUCAGAAGGAAAGGGAGGCAGAGGGAGAGCAGUUUGCAGAUAAAGAGGCUUAUGUUACUUCGGCCUACAGACAGAAACUGGAGGAGCAGAAGGAGGAGCUGGAGAGAGAGAAGAGAGAGGCAGCCAUGGAAGCUGCUUUGGACGUGAAGAAACAAAAGGACCUGAGUGGUUUCUACCGGCACCUGCUGAAUCAGACUGUAGGAGAGGAGGAAAUACCAGAUCGCUCUAAAAUCAAAACUGAAACCUCUAGAGAGACAGAGAGGACAUCAUCUGUCUCCUCACCAACUUUCCAAGAUAAAAUCCCAAGUUCAUGCAGUGACAAUGAGGAGGGACAGGAACAGAAGUCCGGCUUUAGCAAGCCUGGGUUUGGCUCAGCACACUCGAAACGCCAGUACCGACAGAGGUCGCCUUCAUCAGGAAGUGGAGAGGACAGGGAGAAAGAAAGGGAGAAAGAAAGACACAAGAAGAGUCACAGAGACAGAGAAGACAGAGACAGAGGAAGAGACAGAGACCGGGACAGAGACAGAGACAGAGACCGAGACAGAGACAGAGAUAGAGACCGAAACAGGGAAAGGGAGAGGGAUGAAAGACAUGGAGGAAGAAGAGAUGACAGAGAUCGAAGAAAAGACAGGGACAGGGACCGAGACAGAGAAAAUGAUAGACACAGAAGCAAGGGAGAUUCAACAAAGGAAGACCGGCAGGGGAGGAGGGAGAGAAGUCCUAAAGAAAGAGAGAGGGAUAAGAAUGGAGAGCGAGAGAAGAGGAGGAAUCCAGACGAGGACAAACGGAAGGACAAAGAUCGGGAAGAAGAAAAGGAGAGGAGAAAGGAAUUGAAGAAGGAAGAGAAGGAUCCAGAAAAGAAGGAAGAAGUCCCCAAUGAAAAAGAGGAGGAACAAACGCAGGAAGGGGAGGAAAAGGUGAACAAGUUUGCAAAACGCAGCACAGAUCAGACUGUGAGUUCGGCCAGAGAGAGAUACAUGGCUCGACAGAUGGCACGCUCAGCCUGUAAGACUUAUAUAGAGAAAGAGGAGGACUGAGAGCUCUGCUUUCUUUAAAUGUGAAUAAGGUUAUUUUCCCCUCCAACAAAUCAAAUUAAAAGAUCAAAUCCAACAAUGAAAA